Messenger RNA from Ectocarpus sp. CCAP 1310/34, 2377 nucleotides. The record is from the annotation of a GenBank genome assembly. NCBI's taxonomy places the organism in Eukaryota, Phaeophyceae, Ectocarpales, Ectocarpaceae.
GCCGAGACUGUGUGCAGUGCGGUCGGCGUGUUCUACCGCGUUGUACGUCUCUUCACUCUUCACUCGACCCUCUUCACCCUUCACCCUGCCCCGUGUUUCCCCCUUUUCUGACCCACUCCAGUCUCCAGCGGGAUCUCACAACGGGUUCUGCGACGGGCGCCACCAUGUCUCUCUUUGGUGGAUUGGAUGAUGGAGUCGUGGAGUCUAUCCCCACUUUAAUCGACGAGGACCUGGAGGAUCUUUUCGCUGGGGGAGAAGAUUUGUUCGAGCUGCUGGACGAACGCGUCCCUCCAGCCCUCGUCAUUCCUCCCGCCCCAAUGAUUGCUACUGCUCCUGUGGUGGCUCCUUCGACCCCUGUGAUCGAGAGUCGGGAACCGCCUGGCUAUACCGCACCCGUGUUCUUCCCGUUCGGCAAGCCAGAGCCAACUGCACCUCAGCUCAAACUCUCUGGUGUUUCGGCCUUCAAGAAGAUCAACAGGUCUAGGCGAAUAGUACAACGAUCAUUUUUCUCGCCGCGAAGGAAGAAUCGGAGGCUAACACCGUUUCCAAUUUGUUGGCUACAUUCUCUCGCGUGGAUGAUGACGCCCACCUGUCGCCAUAGGGACGGUGUUGUGUCCCUUAUCCUCACCAUCCAGAGCUCGGUCUGGUUCAUGUUAAACGUACCGUCUGCACUUUUGGACCCUUUCUGCUUGAUGCGUCUGUUGGUUCCCCCCCAAACGAACAAAAGCACCCACACGCUUCUACUUCGCCAAAGUGUUCUCUUUCCUCAAUGCCGCUGUAUUUCUCCACACAUAGUCGGCUACUGCAGGGGGGCGCGCUGAGUGAUAGAGAAGAGGCAGAUGCCAUCCGCGAGUUGGAGCGGGCUCUAGGUGUAUUGGGACACCAGAAACGUUUUCUCAGAGAGCACAAGGCCGGAUUGGAGAAAUGGGCCUCUGCCGUGUACGGGUUAAACCUCUCGUCAGGAGCCUUCGCUGCGGUGGGGGCUAUUCCAGCGGCCGCGGGAGACGAAGAAAGAGAAGACUCGCGAGGACCUAUGGGGGCGGGGAGAGCUCGACUGCGUGAAGUUCGCGUUAGCGUAAAGUGCAAGGGGGCCAAGCGACGGGCGGAAAAACAGCUUGUUGCGCACGUAAACCAAAAGUGGGCACCGAGCUAUGAUCACUCCAAGAAUGUGAAAAAACGGUCAUCCGGCAGACCAGAGGUCGACAAACCAACCAAACGAAGCAAACCCCCCGCCCCCAAAGCAGACCUAGCCGUCGUCGUGGGGACAAGCUCAAUAACCAGUGUUUCGGAGGGAGUUAUUGACGAACAGGUCGACAAGAAGAACGAUGGAAUAUCCGCCGUGGCCGACAGGCAGGUUUGGUUGGAAGAUUUGGACAACUUUUCCCCGACCUCCGGGAAACAGCCGCCAUCACAAGAUACAACCCAUGAAGCAGAGGACUGCCUUGGGCGAAAUCCGGUCACUUCGCUGCGCUCGUCGGAGCCAGCAGCGAAGGCAACGUUUGAUACCGGCGUUCGAGGCGACCGAGUCGAGGAUGAUGCAGAAGUCCUAAGACAGCGCCUGGUUCGCGCACUUGUUGUCCCUAGUGUGGAGGAAAGCGUUCAUACAAGCGACGUGCGACGCAAACCAGACGUUACAGCCGCUCGGAGAAAGCCAGCAAGCGCGGGUGCGCUCGAUCUCCUAGAUGUGACGCAGUUGAAUCUUGCGCAGCGGGUUCUCGUACAGCUCCAUGGUGUGGGUCUCAUCAAAAACCUUGGUCAGGCCACCUCUGGAAACCACGUAUCUGGGUCUCGAAAGCUGAUACACGCGAAUGCCUCUUAGUCCCCGGGGGGCUCCUCCGGCUUUGUCUGGGCUGCGAGCAACGUGCUUCUGACGAUCGGUGUGUCAUGUGGUGGAGACAACAAUCACCACAGAUGCCACACCAGUGUACGUUCGUUUACAACCGCUUGAAAACAACGACAGCAGUGAGCAAGUGACUGAGAGUGCUUGAGCAACGGGGCUCACGACAUCGUGGUUCACGUGCGUUGUCUCUUCGUGCAGAGGUAGAGCGUACAAGCAUGCGUUGUUUAUGCUACCAGUUUUCAGCCAAGGUGACUCGCUGUUUUUUUUCUGCUUCGCACGGACUAGACCACUCUGGCUCUCUGUUUGGUCGCUUGACUUUUGUAUUGUCCCCCAGUCUUGAAUGGGAAUAACACAUGCUGUGUUGGAGGUUAACACUACUGUCUGUGUGGCAUGUGGUACAGAACGGGCCCAGAGAUAAGGAACGUCAAAAUCGGGUCUAGUCUCAACCCCCCAUUAUUUUGAGUCGAAGGACCAGCCGAAGUCGUCCAUUUUCUUAAAACAGAUUUCUUCAUUUCUUUGGGCUGUCGCAUCCUUCUU